AUGAAUCAAAUGAUGAGACAGCGACCAAUCAAUAACACUGAUAUGCCGUACAUGAACUAUCAGCCACCAAAUAAACCCGGACACCACAGCCAAACUCAGACAAACAACCAAAACCGAACUCCUCUGCACAGCCCUGAAGCUGAUCAUCCAUCUAUUGAAGCAGUCAAACACAACAAACCUGACUUACAAGGACCUGAAUAUUGUCGAGAGGUUCACAAAGAGUCUGACCUUGGCUUCAACAUGAGCGGCGAGUGUCCUAGCGAUUGUAAUGAUCAAGGCAACGAGUGUCCUAGCGAUUGUAAUGAUCAAGGCAACGAGUGUCCUAGCGAUUGUAAUGAUCAAGGCAACGAGUGUCCUAGCAAUUGUGAUGAUCUAGACAACGAGUGCCCUAACAAUCUAGAUGAACAUGUUAACAAUCUUUCAGAGCAAGAGCAGGCCUACGAGACAAUUUCUGACAACCAUGAUCCUGAAGUUCUACCUGAGAUUGUGCCAGAAUCCGAUGAUCCUCAGGUGACCGAACCAGCUUUUAGCAUGGACAACUACAGUGCAAGAGACGUCGAUCGCUGGGCUAGGACUCUGUCGGCUGCUCAAUUUGAACAACUACGUAUCUUGGGGCCUGCAAGCAGAAUUGAAUCUUUCCGACAGUAUACUAUCUCCAACCUCAAUCAACCAACUCAGACCCCUACUCAACAAAGCUCACUUGAACACCCAGUUUCUAUGUCUAAUGGAUACCAGGACAACAGCAAUUACCACCACCACCAGCCUGAUGCCAUCAGCAGCAACAAUUUUGACCAACAUCCGCUUGCACCUCCAGAUGAUGAUCAGUUGAGAUCUACUUUCUACAAUCACUCAGAUGACUACACCUCCCAUCAAGAGGCUUGUGACAGUGGAGGUUUUGACGAUGGUGGUUUUGACGAUGGCGGAUUUGACAAUGGCGGAUUUGACAAUGGUGGAUUUGACGAUGGCGGAUUUGAUGAUGGUGGUUUUGAUGAUGGCUAUGGUUCCCCUUAUUAUUAGCCUGUUU
Puccinia graminis f. sp. tritici CRL 75-36-700-3 is the source of this 1024-nucleotide messenger RNA. RefSeq lists its product as uncharacterized. The transcript has a single exon. The record is from RefSeq and is a predicted model, not a curated record. The coding region runs from base 1 to 1017 and encodes 338 amino acids. NCBI's taxonomy places the organism in Eukaryota, Fungi, Basidiomycota, Pucciniomycetes, Pucciniales, Pucciniaceae.